UCGCUGCCCCAGGGAUUUCUGGCUCUUUUCUUUGGCCUUAAAUUCGGGUGUCUUUUAUGAAUAAUCAAAAGCAGCAAAAGCCAACGCUAUCAGGCCAGGGUUUUAAAACUAGAAAAAGGGCCCUGGGUGGCGCCCUGGCCUACGACUCAAUGCGGACAGACGUCUGCGUAUUCGCAACACAGGAGGACCUGGAGACCAUGCAGGCGUUAGCGCAAGUUUUUAACAAGUUAAUCAGGUGCUACAAAUACCUGGAGAAAGGCUUUGAAGAUGUGGUGAAAAAGCUGCUGCUGUUCUUAAAGGGUUUCUCCGAGUCAGAGCGGAACAAGUUGGCCAUGUUGACGGGCGUGCUGCUGGCUAAAGGGACACUCAAGGCGCCUAUCCUCAUCGGCCUCUACAGCGAGAAUCUGGUGAAAGGAGGGGUUUCAGCAGCGUUUGCUGUGGAGCUCUUCAAAUCAUGGAUCAAGGAGAAAGGCAUCAACGCGAUGGCUGCAAGCCUUCGGAAAGUCAGCGUGGACAGCAGGCUGAUAGAACUUUUUCCUGCCAAUAAGCAGAGCAUGGAGCACUUCAUGAAGUACUUCACCGAGGCGGGUUUGAGGGAGCUGUCGGAGUAUGUCCGGAACCAGCAGACCAUCGGCACCCGGAAGGAGCUGCAGGAGCUUCAGGAGCAGAUGUCCCGCGGCGACCCGUUCAAGGACAUAAUUUUAAUCUUGCUUAUCUUUAAGGUUCCCCUUCCAGUUGAAACUGGUUGA
Heterocephalus glaber (naked mole-rat) is the source of this 749-nucleotide messenger RNA. The record is from RefSeq and is a predicted model, not a curated record. NCBI's taxonomy places the organism in Eukaryota, Metazoa, Chordata, Mammalia, Rodentia, Bathyergidae.